Messenger RNA from Podarcis muralis (Common wall lizard), 3142 nucleotides. It is a transcript of the gene HHIPL2, whose product is annotated as HHIP like 2. Lineage: Eukaryota; Metazoa; Chordata; Lepidosauria; Squamata; Lacertidae. The record is from RefSeq and is a predicted model, not a curated record.
UGGGAGACAGAGAGAGGGGUGUGUAAGCAAACCUGAGCAAACACUGAGCUCUCUGCUGGUUGGGAUGCUUCAAAGCUCAGAAGAUGAAUAACCCUAAUCUUCAAGGUGGUCACAUCUUGGAGACAUCUAGCAACAGGAAAACUUCCGUGAGGAAAGCUACUGUGAGCUCCUACAAGAGCAACAGAGCCGGGAUUUCCUUCCAUUCUUUAAAUUUUCUCACCGGUGUCUUCUUUAUGCUCUUGGGCCAAAGUGGGCCACUCCUGGGACACCCGCAGUGCCUCGAUUAUGGUCCACCUUUCCAGCCUCCGUUCCACCUGGAGUUCUGCUCUGCCUAUGAAACUUUUGGUUGUUGUGAUCAGGACAAAGACAAUACGAUUGCAGCCAAAUACUGGGAGGUGAUGGAUUAUAUCGAUCCGCAGGCUCACAAAUUGUGUGGAGGAUAUAUCAAAGAUAUUUUAUGCCAGGAAUGCUCACCCUACGCAGCUCAUCUUUACGAUGCCGAGAAUCCUCAGACUCCCCUGCGGAACCUGCCUGGCCUUUGCUCGGACUACUGUUCGGAGUUCCACCUCUACUGCCGUUCUGCCAUCACGUUGCUUACCGACGACAAACACAUCCAGGAAUGCUGCGAGAGGAACAAGACCCGCUUCUGCAACCUGCUUAACAUCCAGGAUGAAGACUAUUGCUUCCCCGACGUGCUGAAAAACACAGACCUGAACCGUAACCUGGGCUCUGUGGUGGAGGACAAGAAAGGCUGCCUUCAGCUGUGCCUAAAAGAGGUGGCCAACGGGCUGAGGAAUCCUGUGCUGAUGGCGCACGCGAACGACAACACCCAUCGCAUGUUUGUGGCUGAACAGGUGGGCAUCAUCUGGGUCUUUCUUCCAGAUGGAAGUCGCCUGGAAGAGCCUUUUCUGGAUAUUAAGAACAUGGUGCUGACCACCCCCUGGUUAGGAGAUGAAAGAGGUUUCCUCGGGAUGGCCUUCCACCCCAAAUACAAGGACAAUGGGAAAUUCUACAUUUAUUACUCCUACCAGGACAAGAAAAAGGUGGAGAAAAUCAGGAUCAGUGAAUUAAGAGUUUCCACGUCAGAUGUCAACAAGGCUGAUGCAAGCACAGAAAGGAGUCUCUUAGAAAUCGAAGAACCAGCCGCAAACCAUAAUGGGGGACAGAUCCUCUUUGGCCUGGAUGGCUACAUGUACCUGUUUACAGGGGAUGGAGGGAAAGCCGGGGACCCUUUUGGUAAAUUUGGGAAUGCUCAGAACAGGAGUAGUUUACUAGGAAAGGUUUUGCGGAUCGAUGUGGAUGGAAGAAGCUCUGACGGGAAGCCUUACCGCAUCCCCUCUGACAAUCCUUUUGCCUCUGACCCUCAAGCUCUCCCAGAAGUCUAUGCCUAUGGGGUGAGGAACAUGUGGCGUUGCUCUGUGGACAGAGGUGACCCGCUCAGUCGCAAAGGAAGGGGGCGAAUUUUCUGUGGAGAUGUCGGCCAGAACAAGUAUGAAGAAGUGGACAUAAUUGUUAAAGGCGGGAACUACGGCUGGAGAGCUAAGGAAGGCUUUGAGUGCUAUGACAUCAAGCUUUGCCAAAAUUCCUCCUUAGAUGAUAUACUUCCAAUAUUUGCCUACAGCCAUUCAGUGGGAAAAUCAGUCACUGGAGGUUAUGUGUAUAGAGGAUGUGAGUCUCCAAACCUGAACGGCCUAUACAUUUUUGGUGAUUUUAUGAACGGUCGGCUUAUGGCUUUGCAAGAAGAUGAGAGAGCAAAUCAAUGGAAGAAGCAAGACAUUUGUAUUGGUAGCACUAAAGCCUGUGCCUUUCCAGGGAUGGUCAGCUCUUACAGCAAAUACAUCAUUUCUUUCGCUGAGGAUGAAGCAGCUGAGCUCUAUUUUAUGGCUACGUCCUACCCCAGUGCCUUUGCGCCACAUGGAUCGAUAUACAAAGUUGUGGAUCCUGCAAGGAGAGCUCCACCAGGGAAAUGUAAACAGAAGCCUAUUCCAGUGAAAACAAAGAGUAAGCGAAUCCCAUUCAUUCCCUGGGCAAAAACCGUCCUUGAACUGCUUAAAGAGCGUCUUACAACCCGUCCCCCCAAAACAGCCUUCAAUGCUACCGAACCGCCCCCAAAUUCUUCCACUCCAAGAUCCAAGAAGCCUGCCUCCCACAAAGACCCUACUAAACGUAAGGCAGCGAAGGCUCCCAGGUCUGGCAGAAAGCAGCAAAUGACACAAACCCCCAAGGCCCGGGGAUCCAAGACGAAGGCGCAAAAGGCGAGGAUUCCACGGGUCUCAAAAGUGACGGUGACAACCUCCCCGCCAAAGAAAAAAGGCUCCCGGUUAACCAGAGCCCAAAAGAAACAGGUUCCAAAGCUGAGGUCAGCGGCUAAGGAGAAAUUCAGAAGAAGACAAGAAAGGGGGCCAGCUUAAGAAGUGCUGCUUGAACUUCCAGUAUACACCAGAGUUAUGUGAAUGUAGAUGAAGUUGCUGGGCAACUUGCUUCCGUUCCGCUCUUAGUAAGAGAGUGAGAUCAGUGUGUAGUUUACAUGCCAAAUAAAUAUAUAUAUGUAUAUGAAUGAAAGCAUUCCGCUCCAGGAAAAGCAAGCAGCUGCUAGGCCACUGUGACAGAUGCAGCACAUGCGCUUAAUGAGCAGUUUAAAUGCCCCAGAUGGAUUCCAGGUUGUUGCUUUGCAGAAAUCUUACUCCGAUGACCGGUUUAAGGAGGUGACACAGUGGCCAUUUACAGCAGUAUAGUUCUACAGGAAUGUCAGUGGGAUCGCUUUGGCUGUGUGAAGCAGCAACUGAUUUGCACCCUCUUUGGGAAAUUCAGUUCCCCCAUCGACUUGCAUGGCAAAGAGCACCACUGAAAAGAUGGCGAGGUUAAUAAGUCUGUGGUACUUUUGUCUCGGGGAGAGUAAGGCUGUGUAUCAAAAGGUUAGUAAGCAAGGAACACUGGCUGCAUUUCAAUGGCUGAACAGUCUAAUAAAAUGCAAACCUUCUAAGGAAUUAACUACAGGGAGCAGAAUUAACUAAAUUGCCCAGUCUCCUAUUUUGAGGAUACUGGGCCAUAGUUGAUUUUCUUUUAUCAGUUGCAACAUACAUUCUAAAGCACACGUGUUUUCUCUCUCCCUAUAAUAAAGUACUGGAUGAGAACAAAUAAA